AUGAUGGAUAGAACAGUUACACACCCAGAGGAGAACAUACAACAACUGAUUGUUGGGCUUUUAAGCAAGGUCAUCAAUUUCUUGCAGAUACUGAUCCCAGUUAUUGUUCGGUUUAGCAAGGAGUACCCUACAGCUUUUAUAGUCAUUUCUUUGAUCAUAGGCCUGUAUGUAGUCUGGAGAUGUAUCAUGAGCUUAUAUGCUAUGGUUAGAAGAUUGUUCUAUCUGUCUCUUGUGUUGCUUGUGGUGUGUGCUUACAUGCGUGGUGCAGAACUGUUCUUCGAACACGACGUUCCACUGGUGGCGAACGGUAUCUGGGACAACAGAGAACUGAUUAAGAGCUCUGUGGUAUCUACAUGUACAUACGGCUACAAAAUACUAAGACAGAAUUCCAUUAUUCUGUAUUACUACCUGAAGAACCAACUGGAAGAAGCUAUCCAAAAAUGA
Molecule: messenger RNA, 444 nt
Organism: Nakaseomyces glabratus
Lineage: Eukaryota; Fungi; Ascomycota; Saccharomycetes; Saccharomycetales; Saccharomycetaceae
Gene: APQ12
Product: Apq12p
Source: RefSeq, a predicted model, not a curated record